AUGCCGAAGAAAUCUCUCGAUCGUCGACCACCUCGCCGGAAUCGUAUCAACAAGCACGACACGACGAUCCAAAAUUUGAUCUCUGGACUAUUUAGGAUGCUCGAGUUACGCGAUAGAGAAACCUGCUUGCUCUUAUGUCUGAUCGUCUUUACAAUUGCUGUUCCCUGUUACAGCCAUGAGAGUCUGUUUGAUGGAGAAACAUUGUAUGCUGGUAAGGAACUAUGGAAGGAGAGUAUGCCAUUGCAAUCUGGAUCUCGAGUUUACAGAUUAGAUGGGCUUAAAUCGAAUUCUUGGUAUGAAGUCAAGAUAUCGUACCCAGCUUCUAUCCCAGCUCAGUUUUCGCUGCAACUAUUGAGGAAUGGUGUGAUGGGUUUGAAGCUAAACCAGAGGAGGAGGUUACUAAACACUGAGAAAUUGAUCUUCAAAACCGAAAGUUUUGAAGAAGUUAAUAACAAGGAUGAUGGAUUGUAUGUUUUGGUGGCGGUGGAACCUGAAGGAAUCGUGGCUAUACCAAAUUUCAAAGAGCGGCCAUUCAUCAUUUACAACAUAGUUUGUGAAGAACAGCUUUUAGGAAUCGCAUACUCAUGCUGGCCAGUGGUGAUUUUAGUAGUAUUGUGUCUCGUGCUCGCCUUGGUUCUUCCACGGUUUCUCUCAUCUUAUCUUCUGAUCAAAUAUGGAGAUCGUGACCGUUAA
Microthlaspi erraticum is the source of this 693-nucleotide messenger RNA. Lineage: Eukaryota; Viridiplantae; Streptophyta; Magnoliopsida; Brassicales; Brassicaceae. The record is from the annotation of a GenBank genome assembly.